CUCAAUCUUGUCCAGCAUUUCUGCUUUUUAAUUGUGGCGCACGACGGCUUGAGUUGGAUAAAUUACUCAAAAGUUGAAAACUCAUGACAGCCGAAAAUUAGUUAAACCUACUUUUUGAAUUUCCACAGGCCGGAUAAUCAUUUUGCUCGGGUUCCCCCCACAGCUCGACUGCCGAAGCACUCGGAAUUAUGGAGUAGCAGCUCUUCUUAACUCUCCGCCUCUCCCUCUUCCCUUCUCUCCUCUGUUGCUCCAACAGCUGACAGACAACAUGGCACGACCGACACCAGCGGUCGUCCGCCCAUUCGCCGUGUGGCGGCGGCAAUUCUCCGCCUCAUGCACACGGCCCGCCGUCGACAAGCGGUGCAACUCCGCCAGCGAAGCCAUCAAGGACAUGAAGGGCCCGGCCACAGUCCUUGUCGGAGGAUUCGGGUUCUCUGGUGUGCCCAACACGCUCAUCAACGCUGUCCGCGAUCGUCCCGACAUCAAAGAUCUGACCGUUGUCUCGAACAAUGCUGGUAUGCCCGGUGCGGGUCUCGGCCAGCUGCUCGAGACCGGCCAGAUCAGUAAGAUGAUCGCUUCGUUUAUUGGCGAAAACAAGGUCUUUGAGAAGAUGUAUCUCAGUGGUGACCUUUCGCUCGAAUUGACCCCCCAGGGUACCAUUGCGGAGAAGUGCGCCGCUGGUGCUGCUGGUGUCCCUGCUUUCUAUACCCCUGCUGCUUAUGGAACUAUCGUACAAACCGGUGAACUCCCCGUCCGCUACAACAAGGACGGCACGGUUGCAGAAUACUCGAAACCCAAGGAAACCCGCGAAUUCAACGGCAAGGCUUACAUCCUGGAAGAAUCCAUCUUCGGUGACUACGCAUUGAUCAAGGUCGACAAGGCCGACAGGCUCGGCAACUGCCAGUUCCGCAAGGCCCAGAACAACUUCAACGAGGCCAUGGCCAAGAACGCAAAGUACACCAUCGUCGAAGCCGACCACAUUGUCGAGGUCGGCGAGAUCGCACCCGAGGAGAUCCAUCUACAGGCUAUCUACGUCAACAAGGUCAUCCAGAGCACAGAGAAGAAGCAAAUUGAGAAGCUCACCUUCGCCAAGGAUCCCAGUGAGAUGCUUCAGGCUGGCUCCGGUGAAGCAACCGCCCGCCGAGAACGCAUCGUCAAGCGCGCGGCCAAGGAAUUCCGCGACGGAAUGUACGUCAACCUCGGCAUCGGCAUGCCCCUGAUCGCGCCCUCUUACCUCCCCGAGGGUGUCGAGGUCUUCCUGCAGGCAGAAAACGGCAUCCUUGGUCUCGGCGGCUACCCCCAGCCCGGCGAGGAGGACCCUGAUCUUAUCAACCCCGGAAAGGAGACUGUCACCCUGAGCAAGGGUGCUUCCCUCUUUGGAUCCCACGAGAGCUUUGGCAUGAUCCGCGCUGGCCGCAUCGACUUGACCAUGCUUGGUGCCCUGCAGGUCAGCCAGUACGGAGACCUCGCCAACUUUAUGCUUCCCGGCAAGGUCAAGGGUGUUGGUGGUGCCAUGGAUUUGGUCGCCAACCCCGAGAAGACCAAGGUUAUUGUUACCAUGGAACACACCGACAAGAAGGGCAACCCCAAGAUCCUCUCGCAGUGCUCAUUCCCCCUGACUGGGCCCCGCUGCGUGUCCAAGAUCAUCACUGACCUGGCCGUCUUCGAGGUCAGCACGACCGAGGGUCUGACCCUGGUUGAGCACGCCGAGGGCGUGUCCGUUGAGGAGAUCCGCAGCAAGACGGAGGCGCCGUUCAAGGUUGCCGCUGACUUGAAGCCCAUGCUGUAAAUAUGAUACCUAGCUGAAUAGAUUUUUGUAUUUUUCUUCUGCAC
Aspergillus calidoustus is the source of this 1833-nucleotide messenger RNA. Lineage: Eukaryota; Fungi; Ascomycota; Eurotiomycetes; Eurotiales; Aspergillaceae. The record is from the annotation of a GenBank genome assembly.